GAAGGCCGCUACAAGCGGAAGUUACAGCGUGUGGUCCAUGGUGUAGCUUAUGUUUGUUGACAUCAGCCGUGGAUGGAUGCUGCUGCUGUUUUAGUGGAAACCUCAGAUAUGAAUGUGUAUGACAGGCAUGUUGUGGACUUGAGUAACGGCCUGGAGAGUGUUCCUGUUUUAAUUCAACAGAAAUCAGAUUCAGUACAGACAUUUCCUGCAUUUCAGUAUUCUCCAGAUAACGUUGAGGGACCAGGAUGCACCGUUGACCCCAGUGAAGUCACCCUUCCUGGAUGCUCCUGCCAUUCACUCUCCUGCUUCACUGUGAGCUGCCCCUGCCUGCAGACUCAUGGGCAGACAUACGACAGCACCGGCACACUGCUGAACAUUAGCAGAACGGACACUGGUUACUGCUCCCCUGUGUUUGAGUGCAAUGCUCUUUGCACCUGCAGUGACAACUGCUCAAACCGGGUGGUGCAGAGAGGGCUAAGACUAAUGUUGGAGGUCUACAGCACUGGGAACAGGGGCUGGGGGGUACGGACGCUAGAGCCGAUCCCACGUGGGACGUUUGUGUGCGAGUACGCUGGGGAGGUUAUCAGUUUUGAGGAGGCCAGACAUAGGCAGCUUACGCAGGGACCAGAAGAAAAUAAUUACAUCAUCGCCAUAAGAGAGCAUGCAGGCACGGGCUCCAUCAUGGAGACGUUUGUGGACCCGGCCCUCGUGGGAAACGUAGGGCGCUUUCUCAACCACUCAUGCCUGCCCAACCUGUUCAUGCUACCAGUGCGUGUGCACUCUCUGGUUCCUAGACUAGCACUGUUUGCUGGCCGGGAUAUUGACGCCCAAGAGGAGCUAACAUUUGACUACUCAGGAGGCUACAGUAACCAACCCCCUGUACAGCUGCUGUCCACACAAAGUGAUGCGGCCAUACAGGCCAGUAGGACAAAUGGACUCCAGAGGAAAACGUGCCACUGUGGUGCCAACAGCUGUGCAAAGUUCCUUCCACUAGAUUUAUCUAUUCUCAGAUGAUCUAAAUUGAAUGUCACUUCGCAUUUGUUUUGUAAAUGUGAAAGUUUUGCUAGAUUUUUCAUUUGAUUUUGUUUUGAAAUUUUGUCUAUUUAGUUAUGAUACAGUAUGUCCACUUUCAGUCACUUUGAAAUCUUGGUUAAUUCAGCCUCUCAUUAGAAUGAGACAACGCAACAUGUUUGUGGCUCCAUAAACACAAUCAACUGGA
Thunnus maccoyii (southern bluefin tuna) is the source of this 1219-nucleotide messenger RNA. RefSeq names its product SET domain and mariner transposase fusion gene (gene setmar). The record is from RefSeq and is a predicted model, not a curated record. The coding region runs from base 73 to 1014 and encodes 313 amino acids. Gene Ontology annotation, molecular function: protein binding; zinc ion binding; histone H3K9 methyltransferase activity. NCBI's taxonomy places the organism in Eukaryota, Metazoa, Chordata, Actinopteri, Scombriformes, Scombridae. The transcript is spliced from 2 exons. Gene Ontology annotation, cellular component: nucleus.